CCCCUAGCCACAGCUUUUCUCAAACUUCCAACCUCCUUGUACACGAUUUGACAUCAUAGUUUAUUCAGAUGGUCUCUUAGUAACCAAAGAACUCUGCAAAUGCACCAGCUGGUGCUAGGUGGGAGAUUAGUAGGGAAUGCAAAGCAAUCCAGCCUGCCACUCAGCUGAACGCUGGCCUUCACGGGGGAAUGCAAGGAGCCCAGAAUGGAAAGGAACCGGAGGAAGAGGAAGUGUUGGGAGAACUGGAAGGGGUCAAUGAGGCACUAAUAAGGAAACACCAGCUUCCACUCUCCGCACAGUCAGCCUUCAGCUACAUCCCACCCCGACACAAGGACCCACCGGAACUUAGUUAUUUUUACCAGGAGAGCAAGACAGGAAUUGUGGCCCUGUAUGACUACAUUUUUAAAAGACCGAUCAGCUAUGAUGCAAAGCUCCAUCGAUGUGACAGAGAACACGCAAAAAGCAGAGGACUUCACAUUAAUGACGAGGAAAAGAAAAGGCCUGUAGCUAUCUUGUCUUCUUCUGAAUAUGGGCGGCAUAUCAACAAACCUGUGGAACAGCUAAUCCGAGACUACGUCCGCAUUAAUCACGUAAAGGCUGAGUUCUACAGAAAAAAUGGAAUAGCUUGCUUGGUAGAAAAAUGA
This is a messenger RNA of Thamnophis elegans (Western terrestrial garter snake), 644 nucleotides long. RefSeq names its product chromosome 6 C5orf49 homolog (gene CFAP90). The coding region runs from base 189 to 644 and encodes 151 amino acids. The transcript has 3 exons. The record is from RefSeq and is a predicted model, not a curated record. Lineage: Eukaryota; Metazoa; Chordata; Lepidosauria; Squamata; Natricidae.